Molecule: messenger RNA, 853 nt
Organism: Lolium rigidum
Lineage: Eukaryota; Viridiplantae; Streptophyta; Magnoliopsida; Poales; Poaceae
Product: auxin-responsive protein SAUR36-like
Exons: 3
Coding region: 188-853 (221 amino acids)
Biological process (GO): response to auxin
Source: RefSeq, a predicted model, not a curated record
UCAAGAUGGAUGGAUCAGCUGCACCUAAACUGCACGUUGCUUCUCUCCCUUGUCACCUAUAAAUCUAUCAGCUUAGCACCGCCAUCUUAUCAUAAGUUCAUCCACAUGCCAACCACUACAACACCUAGCUGAGUACCACCACCUGAUACAAAGUCUCUGAACUUUGAGCCAACAAAGAGAAGCAUCCAUGGUUAGCGCCAAGAGGCUUGCUCAGCUGGCAAAGAAGUGGCAGAGGAUGGCGGCUAUGGGGAGGAAGAGGAUCAUCGAAAAGAGCCACCGACUCACCGAGGAGUGUUGCGCGACCACCUCAGUAGCGGCAAAGGGGCACUGUGUGGUAUACACCUCUGAAGGGGUCCGGUUCGAGGUGCCACUGGCGUACCUCAGCACCGCAGUCUUCGGCGAGCUCCUGAGGAUGUCUCAGGAGGAGUUCGGGUUCGCGGGUGGAGACGAUAGCCGGAUCAUGCUGCCCUGCAACGCUGCCGUCAUGGAGUAUGCCACGUGCUUGCUUAGGAGAAAUGCGUCCGCAGAAGUUGUGAGGGCAUUCCUGAGCUCCAUAGCAAGACCGUGCCGCUUUGACAGUGGCAUGAUGGCGUCAUCUGUAGAGCUUAGCCAGCAUAUAGCUGAAGAACAAGAUCACGAACCAACCAUGGUCAGCGCCAAAAGACUUCCUCAAUUGGCAAAGAAGUGGCAAAGGAUGGCAUCACUUAGGGGGAAGAGGCUGACUGCAACAGCCAAAGAAGAUGAAGAGUGUUGCACCUCUUCAGCGGUCAAGGGACACUGCAUCGUGUACACAACCAAUGGGAGGCGCUUCGAGGUACCAUUGGUGUAUCUCAGCACGAUGAUCUUCGGUUAG